This is a messenger RNA of Rotaria sordida, 1287 nucleotides long. Lineage: Eukaryota; Metazoa; Rotifera; Eurotatoria; Philodinida; Philodinidae. The record is from the annotation of a GenBank genome assembly.
AUGCCUGAACUUUUCAAUAUAGUUAUUUUACAUGAUCAAAAUCUUGAUGUUCGUCUGUGUAAACGCUUUGCUUGGGAUGAAAUUUCCGGACGAAUUACAAGCAUCGAAUUUGCCGAUAAUAAAGAUUAUAAUAAAAUUUUUGCCAAUACAUUAACGGAACAUGUCCUCAUACCAGCCUUUGUAAAUGGUCAUACACAUAUAGGAGAUUCUUGCUUACCGGAUGGUGCUACUGGAUUAACACUUGAACAGGGUUUCUUCCGACCGCAUGGUUUCAAGUAUGUUGAAUUAGCAAAACAAUCCAAACAACAACUAAUCGAUUCUAUGUGUGAUAUAAUGAAAUAUAUGCUCUCUACAGGAACUAUCAUGCAUUGGGAUUUUCGUGAACAAGGUAUUGAUGGACUUCAUUUAAUUCGACAAGCAGAGAAGCAAGCAAUAGGCAUCAAAUCAAUUGUACUAUCUCAAUUUGAUCAAAGUCCAUUUGUUGAUUUGACGGAUAGUUCUCAAGCAUUACCUGAAAAAUCGAAAUCUGAAUUGGAAACUCUUUGGAAUUUAAAAGAUAAUGAAGCAGCUGCUGAUGGAUUUUCCGAAAGUACAAUGAACGACUUAACUGAUCGUGCAUGGAUAACAAUACGUGAAAUGUCGAAACAAUACAAUAAUAAACUUCGAGCGAUACAUUGUCUGGAAAGUGAUAGCUAUAGAAGUGUGAGUUUGGCUAGAACGGGUGGACGCCAAAGUGAUCUUCAACGAGCAUUUGAACUUUAUGAUCCGGACAUUGUGGUACAUUUAACUGAAGCAACACAGGAAGAUAUUGAUGUGAUUAUCCAACAACAACGAUCUGAUGAUUGUCUUCGACAUCGCAUAUUCGUCGUAUGUCCUCGAGCAAAUGCUACACUUGGCCUCAAAUUACCUCCUAUUCAUGCUCUACUGACCAAAGGUAUCAAUCUAAUGCUUGGAACUGAUAAUGUCAUGCUUAAUCAGCCGAACAUGCUCGCUGAAAUGGAUUUUGCUUAUCGAUUAUGUAAGAGUCAAAGUGGUGAUAACACACAUGAUCCGAAGGCAAUUCUUUGUAUGGCCACAACAAUCAACAGCUAUCCGACAAUCUACGGAAAAAAUGAGAAAGGUGGCAUCUAUGAAAACGGUCCAGCUGAUUUUGUCUUACUCGAUUUCAGUGCCAAACAUCUUGCUCGAACGAGAAAUCUUAUGGCAACGAUUGUGACACGUUUAGAUCCACGAUACAUUCUUGCUACAGUACAUAAAGGACAAACUAUGUUCGGAAUGUUGCCAUAA